Bombyx mandarina (wild silkworm) is the source of this 404-nucleotide messenger RNA. RefSeq lists its product as uncharacterized. The record is from RefSeq and is a predicted model, not a curated record. Lineage: Eukaryota; Metazoa; Arthropoda; Insecta; Lepidoptera; Bombycidae.
GGCCGUUGGUGUAUAACAGAAACGAGAGGAUAUUAUCCAAACAUAUCAGGCUUCAGCUAUCAUGAAGACUUGGAGUUUAUAUGCGUUGGUCACCCCAUGCACAAUUUCCUAUCGAUGUCAAGCCAUCCUUAGAAGCAGGCAUCGAUACAUCAGAAAAAGGCUUCCUUUGCAUCAACCCUGGGACAAAUGAGCUGACUUUUGUCGUGAGCCACAACUUUAGGCUGACUCCACUCGAAGAGGGACUGUGUGACACAGAGACACAUCAAGUCGCGACGCCAGCGACAGUGCGUCAGGAAUGCACAACAAUGUCGCGAUCGGUGCGACAACGACAAUGUUGGACAACACGAAACACACGUUCGCGACGGCAGCGACAAUUUUUUGCAAAAAAGCGUCCGGACUGAACG